GAUCCUCUGCGUUUCUGCUCAUCUCUCCGGGGUUUCUGAACUUCUCCCUUCUUUGAUUCCACCAUUUGUUCCCAAUAAUUUUCUAGGGUGGUUGCUGUUCGGUUCGCUAGAAAAUUUUGGCUUCUUCCUUUGAUUUUCCUUUGUUUUUUUUUCCUUUGCAUGUUGAAAGAUGAAACCUUUCCGUGGGAUUUUGGCCUGCUAGUAUUGAUGUCUUCAAAAUUUCUUUUCUUUGCACAAAGGCUGAAACUUGUUUUCUUUCCGAGAAAAUUUAGGCUAUUUUUUUCUCUGGGUUUUCUUCCUUUUCUCUUUCCUUUGAGCUUUUAAACCCUUCCUCUAGGUUGCCAUUAUUAAUUUCUUCAAAACUUGUAAUUUUUCUAUGCAAAGUUUGAAACUUUAGUAAUAACUACACACUGCGUAGCUGCUCAAUAUAUAUCUGGGGACUUUGCUCAAUUCUGGUGAGUAUAUGUGUCAUUUUUUUCUUAAAAAAAAAAAAAGAAAAUUGAUUUUCCUGUAAUGUUACUGAUUGACCUGGCUCUGUUGAUGAAGUAGAAAAUGGUGAGAGGAAAAAUUGUGAUGAAAAGGAUUGAGAAUGUAGCAAAGAGACUAGUGACCCCCACUAAGCGUCAAAACGGGCUGCUUUUGAGCUAUCUGUUCUCUGUGAUGUCCAUGUUGCAGUUAUCAUCUUCUCACAACAAAGGAAGACAUUAUGAGUUCUCAAGCUCCAACAAGCAAAACGUCAUUGAACGAUACUUUAUGUAUACAAAAGAAAUUGCAACUUGGAAGCCUGAAAAGGAGGGACGCAUGCAGCCUACAGCUGCUAAUAGUACUUUGCGGUUUCCUCGAAAAAAUUUCGAAGCGCAGCACUUGAGGAUUGAAACAGCAAAUAUGUUUAAGAAGAUUGAGUUCCUGGAAGUUUCUAAAAGGAAGCUGUUGGGUCAAGGAUUGGGCUCAUGUUCUGUCAAGGAACUUCAAGAGAUUGGUAGGCAGCGGGUACAAAGCUUGAAAAACAUUGGGGCAAGAAAGGUUUGCAACCUUUAGAUUUGCAUUUAGGCUAAAAGUGGUUACAUUAAUGAAUCAACACAUGAUUACAAGACUUCUACUUUUGAUGGAAAAUUAGCAUUUGAGUUACCAUCAAAUGAGCUUUUUGGCAUAUUUAUAGAGUAUUUGUACCGUCAUUGGACCCUCAGAGACAUACAACAGUCACAUUUCCUCAAACUGGGCUCCUCCUUAGGUUAUACUCGUGGAUAAAGCUGCAACCCACAUUACUUUAACCAUUUAUGUGGUCCAAGGUCUCCUCCAUGUUGUGGAAUUGCUGGGUGGGAGUCUCUAAGAUACCCUGUAAUAAAUUGAUUGUGCCAUCUACCUACAUGUAUGGGACUUUGGCUCAACGUACCUCAUUUCAUUGAUCUA
Messenger RNA from Rubroshorea leprosula, 1410 nucleotides. The record is from the annotation of a GenBank genome assembly. Lineage: Eukaryota; Viridiplantae; Streptophyta; Magnoliopsida; Malvales; Dipterocarpaceae.